CAUAUUGAGUUAGUUAUACAAGUGAAAACUAGUACGAAAGACCACUGGGAACUCACUUUAUCAGUUCUCUGGGAAUCAAUUCACCAUCUCAGACUUUACAUACAUCAUGAUCUAUUUUCAUUCAAGUAGACAAAUGUGUUUAUCACUCCCUGAGUGAGUACACACACUUUUAUCUCCCCAUGCUUGCACGCACACACACUCCAGUAGGACAAAAGACACAUAUCCUCUGCAUGUGACAUCCAUCUCAGGCCAGCCCGAGCUCCAUAUCCUCCCCCAUAAUCCCUCAACUAGAGAGGCAACAUCCUCUGACUGUAGCGAAGGGGAAGCUGUCCUCACUGCGAUUCUCCGCUCCGCCACAGGUAACACCCCAAACUCUGAAUCAUGUGCGCCAAUGUUUGAAAUCUCCAAACACUGCUUUCCGCUUUUUUUGAUCAGCGUGUCAGGAAGUGAAAGAUUCUCUGCCAGGCAUCUCUUGGGAUAGUUUCCUCGCCACAUUCUCUUUCUGCCUGAUCUACGGAUUUGCUGACAGACCUGAGGGAAGCGGUGCAGAAUUCUUCCUUAGGCUACUCCUGUCAAAGUGUGAGAGAGGAACAGACAGCAACAACAACAACAACAGAUUCACUUUUUUAAAAAAAAGAGAAAAUCAGAAAGGGGAACAAUGAUGGAAUUGAGGAUCCAGCUGAUCCCGACAGGGGAAAUCAUUCUUCCUCCGGGGAAGAACGGAGAAAACUACUGCCACAACUGCAAGGUGGUGGCCAGUGACGGGGUGCGGGCUAUGAUGGAGUCGGCCCUGACAGCCAGAGACCGGGUGGGCGUGCAGGACUUUGUCCUGCUAGAGAACUUCACCAGCGAGGCGGCCUUCAUAGAAAACCUGCGCAAACGCUUCAAAGAGAACCUCAUCUAUACAUACAUAGGUUCAGUGCUGGUGUCAGUUAACCCCUACAAAGACUUGGAGAUCUACACCAAGAACCACAUGGAGCGAUACCGUGGAGUCAACUUCUAUGAGGUCUCACCACACAUCUAUGCAGUGGCAGACAACUCGUACCGUUCCUUGAGGACGGAGAGGAAGGACCAGUGCAUCCUCAUCUCCGGGGAGAGUGGUGCCGGGAAGACGGAGGCGUCCAAGAAGAUCCUGCAGUACUACGCCUUCACCUGUCCAGCCAGCGAUCAGGUGCAAACCGUCAAAGACCGCCUGCUGCAGUCCAACCCUGUGCUGGAGGCCUUUGGUAAUGCCAAGACGCUGCGUAAUGACAACUCGAGCCGCUUUGGAAAGUACAUGGACAUUCAGUUUGACUUCAAGGGCGCCCCCAUGGGAGGCCACAUCAUCAACUACCUGCUGGAGAAGUCCCGCGUGGUCCACCAGAACCACGGGGAGAGGAACUUCCACAUUUUCUAUCAGCUGAUCGAAGGAGGCGAGGAGGACCUGCUGAGACGCCUGGGCCUGGAGAGGAACCCUCAGCAGUACCAGUACCUGGUCAAAGGGAACUGUCCCAAAGUGAGCUCCAUCAACGAUCGCAGCGAUUGGAAGGUGGUGAGGAAAGCCUUGACUGUGAUUGGCUUCAACGAGGACGAGGUGGAGGAGCUGUUGAACAUAAUCGCCAGUGUGCUCCACCUGGGGAACGUGCAGUACGGUGGGGAAGAAGGCAACGCCUGCAUCACUUCUGACACGCAGAUAAAGUACCUGGCCAGGUUGUUAGGAGUGAAUGGGGCAGUGCUGACAGAGGCACUCACACACAAGAAGAUAAUUGCCAAGGGAGAGGAGCUGAUGAGCCCGCUGAACCUGGAGCAAGCAUCAUCAGCUCGGGAUGCUUUGUCCAAGGCAGUGUAUGGACGCACCUUCACCUGGCUGGUUAACAAGAUCAACGCUUCACUGGCAUAUACGGAUGACACAUUCAAGAAUUUCUCUGUCAUCGGCCUGCUGGACAUCUAUGGUUUUGAAGUCUUCCAGAACAACAGCUUCGAGCAGUUCUGCAUCAACUACUGUAACGAGAAGCUGCAGCAGCUCUUCAUCGAGCUCACCCUCAAGUCAGAGCAGGAGGAGUACGAGUCUGAAGGCAUCACGUGGGAGCCCGUGCAGUACUUCAACAACAAGAUCAUCUGUGACCUGGUGGAAGAGAAGUUUAAAGGCAUCAUCUCCAUUCUGGAUGAGGAGUGUCUGAGACCCGGAGACGCCAGCGAUCUCACUUUCCUCGAGAAGCUGGAGGACACUGUCGGAGGACACGCACACUUAGUAACUCACAAGCUUGCUGAUGCAAAGACCCGGAAAGUAAUGGGCCGUGAUGAAUUCAGACUGCUGCACUACGCUGGAGAGGUUAACUACAAUGUCAACGGAUUUCUGGACAAGAACAACGACCUGCUCUUCAGGAACCUAAAAGAGGUUAUGUGUAUGUCGGAGAACAAGAUCCUGACCCAGUGUUUUGACAGGGAGGAGCUGAGUGACAAGAAACGCCCAGACACGGCAGCGACCCAGUUCAAAGCAAGUCUGGCGAAACUCAUGGAGAUCCUCAUGUCGAAGGAGCCGUCGUACGUGCGCUGCAUCAAGCCCAAUGACUCCAAGCAAGCAGUUCGAUUUGACGAGGUGUUGAUCCGUCACCAGGUCAAGUAUCUGGGUCUGAUGGAAAAUCUGAGGGUGAGGAGGGCCGGCUUUGCUUACAGACGGCGCUACGAGGUCUUCCUACAGAGGUAUAAGUCUCUGUGUCCAGACACUUGGCCCAACUGGCAGGGCAAACUAUCUGAUGGAGUGGCCACACUGGUCAAACACCUGGGAUACAAACCUGAGGAGUACAAACUGGGCAGAUCCAAAAUCUUCAUCCGUUUCCCAAAGACCUUGUUUGCCACUGAGGAUUCUCUGGAGACCAGGAAACACAGUCUUGCCACCAAGCUCCAGGCAGGAUGGAAAGGCUACAGCCAGAAGUCCAAAUACCAGAAACUCAGAACCUCAGCUAUUGCCAUCCAGGCGUGGUGGAGAGGGAUCCUGGCCAGGAGGAGGGCUCAGCGCAGGCGACAGGCUGCUGAUACCAUCCGCAGGUUCAUCAAAGGUUUCAUCUACCGCCACAAGGAGCGCUGUCCGGAGAACGAGUAUUUCCUGGAUUACGUGCGCUACUCCUUCCUCAUGACGCUGCGCAGGAACCUGCCCAAGAACGUCCUGGACAAGAGCUGGCCGACGCCUCCGGCCGCUCUCACUGAGGCUUCAGAUUAUCUGCGUAAACUGUGCAUGCAGAACAUGGUGUGGAGCUACUGCAAGAGGAUCAGCCCUGAGUGGAAACAUCAGAUGGAGCAGAAGAUGGUCGCCAGCGAGAUCUUCAAGGACAAGAAGGACAACUACCCACAGAGUGUGCCCAAACUGUUUGUCAGCACAAGACUCAACGGGGAGGACAUUAACCCCAAGGUGGUUCAGGCUCUGGGCAGCGAGAAGAUGAAGUAUGCCGUGCCCGUCACCAAGUAUGACAGAAAAGGCUACAAGGCCCGACCCCGCCAGCUGUUGCUCACCGCUAACAGCGCUGUUAUCGUAGAGGAGGCCAAACUCAAACAGCGCAUCGACUACGGAGCUCUGAAAGGUAUCUCAGUCAGCUCUCUCAGCGAUGGCUUGUUCGUUCUGCACGUGCCCAGUGACGACAACAAACAGAAGGGAGACGUAGUCCUGCAGAGCGACCACGUGAUCGAGACCUUGACCAAGAUUGCGAUCUGCGCUGACAAAAUAAACAGCAUCAACAUCAACCAGGGCAGUAUAAAGUUUACAGUGGGUCAGGGGAAAGAGGGGAUCAUAGACUUCACGCCCGGAUCAGAACUGCUGGUGGCCAAGGCUAAAAACGGACACUUGUCUGUGACGGCUCCCAGACUGAACUCCAGAUGAUGGCCACACCGAUAACACCAGGACCCAAGUACUCCUGAACCUCUCCCAUCCUCCUCCAAUCACACGACAGCAGACCCCGCUCUGCCUAAGCCAAUCAGACGCCAGCUGUCACCGCAUGGGUGACACGUGCUUCCAAUUAAAAAAACAAAAAAAAUAAAAAAUAAAAAUCCAGCAAAACAAAUUGAUAUAUUUAUGUUUAUAUAUUAUAUUUUUGGGAUUAAUACUGUUGCAGUUUGAAUAGUCUGAUUUUAUAUAUGAGGCCAAGGAAUAACAAAUAUGUUGGUGCAUUUUUUUUUUUGCGCCGUGUGUUUAUUGUGCUUUAUUUGGGAACAUGACCAAGAAAACGAUGAGGGAAGAGUAAGAAUAAGAGACAACAGUGAGAGGAAAAGGUGAUUGUUGUUGAUGAAAAUCAGGGUUAGUUGUUGCCUGUUGCCUCUUUUUUUUCCUGUUAACUCUUUCUGCUUGACUUAUAGGCUGACACUACUUCUCUAACUGGGGCAGAUGGCUUGUUAUUGAAGCAUGAAGGUGUGUAGAACAAGGCUGACAGUAUGUAGGUUAGCUGUGGACAGGUUCAGGGAUGAGGAAGAAUAACUUCUCAGUCAAACGGAGAUACCUCGGCACAUAAAGGCUCGUCGUAUCAGACUGUGGCUCACUGAAUCCGAAUAAAUAGCUGAAUGUACAACUGAAUAUAUUCGUAGUGUUAGAAUGAGAAGGAACAAAGUAUGUGAGACGUGUGUGAGAGAGGCAGAGAAAGCUGAAAAGAAAGACGAUAGGACGCCUUGACCCCAGGUGCUUGUGCCUUUCUCCUUGACUAAUGCAUUCAUAAUAAGUGAGUUGAGCUGUAUAUUGAUGUAUGAAAACCAUGACACUCAACAUGAGUGAGUCGAGUUGUGUGUAGAUAGAAACCUGUCGUCCUCUGACUGAACAUUGCUCCAGCAGCAGCAGCAGCAGCAGCAGCAGCCGUCUUCCCUUGUUCAGAACCACAUGACAUGCUCUGACCCAGUCCAAGGCCCCACAGCAUCUCUCUCUCUCUCUUUCUGUCUAUCUGUCUGUCAUUGGCUACGUUUCCUCCGUUCUUCCACCUUUCCUCUCCGCUUUGCCUCUCCAGUCUUCUCCCUGACCUGUCUGCUGUCUGUCUUAGAGAACUGGAGCUUCUGUCUCUGUGACUGAACUGGUCUGAUGGCUUCACCUGAUGAGGCUUUGACCAAUAUUUUUUGAAAGCGUUGCAACCCUUUUUUUUUUUGUGUUGAUACCCAAUAAAUCUCACCCCUUUUACAAUUCUGUCUUAUGAACGACAUUUUAUAAAUGUGAGACUAAAACACAAUUUGAAGCCACAUUGUUGAACUUGAAGUCUGCCUUCAGCUAAAAUUCAUGUGAAGACAGAGAACCUGUGGUUUUAGAUCACAGCUACUCAUAGCUGUUUAAAAGUGACAUUUUUAAAGGAAUAGAAGAUUGAUACCAAUCUCAUGUCUACAUGCUAAAUAUGAAGCUACGGCCUUGGUUCACAGGCUAUGGUAGCUUCACAGUUAACGCACAGAUAUGAAAGUUGUAUUGAUCUUUGCAUCUAAUUGUCAAAGGGGGAAAAAACACAUUAGUGCAUUCCCCAAAUAUCGCUCUAUUCCUUCAGUGCCAUAAAUCCAGUUCUUUCCAAAAUUUGGUCCCUUUCAGGGCUGGAAGAACUUUUGAAGUAGCAUCUAAAUUGACAUUGGAAGCUAAAUAUAAAUAUAUAUCCUGCAAAUAUCUAACAAGUCCAAAUAAGACACCACUUCAAGUUAAAGGCAUCCUAUAGACCAGUUCUACAACAAACCUCUCACUGUCUAAACUCUGACCAAAGACUGAUCCUGAAAAAAAGUUCUUGAAAACUUUUAAGAGUAGCUCCAAAGUUAUUUCCAAGACUUUUUUCUUUUCUUUUUUCUUUCUUUCCAAGCCUCGCUCGGUGACAGAACUUUUUCUCUACAUGGCUCUGGGUGGUGAGGCGGGUGCAAUAUGCCGACGUAGGACUGUGCGACUGCACUUAAAAUAUACUAGCCAAAGACCCUGUUGAUUUCUAGUGAUUCUGUGUUGUAUGAUUUAUAUAUUACUAUGUCGGUUCUGAAUGUUAUGUUGUUGUUUUCAGGAGGGAGAUCUGUAUGUACAGUUUGUGUUCUGUGUUAUAAAUGAGAGCUUCAAGCCAAGUGAGGUUUGAUGUGAAACGUUUUUUGGGAGAAGACGCUUCUAGUAUUGUUUGUUAACGCAAACAUGUUCAUGUGCCUUUGUUGGAUAGCAAUACAGCAGACCUGUGUGGAAUAAAAGAGAAAUACCUCCAUGACAGAGUCCAGUCUUCGGCUGACAACGGUUGUCGGGUCAUUUCAAAAUCUUUCCCAGCAGCACCUAAAGGUCUCCCUCUGUGUGUAUAAGCUUUAGUCAAACCAAAUUCUAAGUUUAUCUAUUGAUUUACAGAUGCACUCCUGUUAUCAGUCCUGACUUACUGUAUGCACCACACCAAUGUAUAAUUAUGCCAACACACUAAAAGAUAAGAUACUAAAGAUUUGAAAAAUAAAUUUGAGAUGCAAACAUAA
Larimichthys crocea (large yellow croaker) is the source of this 6411-nucleotide messenger RNA. Its product is annotated as unconventional myosin-Ic. Gene Ontology annotation, molecular function: microfilament motor activity; actin filament binding; ATP binding. The transcript has 33 exons. Lineage: Eukaryota; Metazoa; Chordata; Actinopteri; Sciaenidae. Gene Ontology annotation, biological process: actin filament organization; actin filament-based movement; endocytosis. The record is from RefSeq and is a predicted model, not a curated record. Bases 659 to 3853 code for a protein of 1064 amino acids. Gene Ontology annotation, cellular component: plasma membrane; cytoplasm; myosin complex.